This is a messenger RNA of Drosophila gunungcola (fruit fly), 650 nucleotides long. RefSeq lists its product as uncharacterized. The transcript is spliced from 3 exons. The record is from RefSeq and is a predicted model, not a curated record. The coding region runs from base 76 to 630 and encodes 184 amino acids. NCBI's taxonomy places the organism in Eukaryota, Metazoa, Arthropoda, Insecta, Diptera, Drosophilidae.
UUACAUUACCAUUUUUUCGGUUACUUUACGCGGAAAUUUUGCUUCGAUUUUGGUCAGUCGUCUACGGUCCGUGACAUGAAAACUCUUGUUAUAACGCUACUUUUGGCCAUUGGGGUCUUAGCUAAGGAGCCGCGAACUUUGAACAGCUUGUUUUCUUACUUAGACGAAGGAAAGGAAACGUUAUCAAAUCUUGGCAACACAAAGAAAUGUUUUGCCCGCUAUCUACCGGAAUUGGAAAGUCAGGGAGCUACUUGGUCGAAAGGAUACAGUGGCUGCCAAAAAAGUGCCACCAAUGAGCGACAGUCAUUGCUAACAGAUGCCUCAGUGGCUCAGGAAAAGAUUAAAGAAGCUGCCUUGAGAAUGAGUUCCUUUAUCGAUCAGUGUUUGACCUUGACGGAGCCCCUGGAUUUUUUCCACUGCUUUUCCAAAAUGUCCAAGCUUCAGCUCACCAAUGUCUACAAUAUUUCGUUCAAUUCCUCCGAACAGGCGCUGAUCCUAAACCAGAAAUUAGGAAGCAUUGAAAUGGAGCACUAUCUGUGCACAAAUCAAACUGAACGUGAUUAUGUCCAAGGAACCGAUAAAGUCUUUCGAUCAUUAGAUCAAUGUCUUCAACUGUAUACCACAAAUUAAUGUAGAUAAUAAUAAUUUUU